Messenger RNA from Hemibagrus wyckioides, 4201 nucleotides. It is a transcript of the gene ccny, whose product is annotated as cyclin Y. The coding region runs from base 572 to 1621 and encodes 349 amino acids. The record is from RefSeq and is a predicted model, not a curated record. Gene Ontology annotation, molecular function: cyclin-dependent protein serine/threonine kinase activator activity; protein kinase binding. Lineage: Eukaryota; Metazoa; Chordata; Actinopteri; Siluriformes; Bagridae. The transcript has 11 exons. Gene Ontology annotation, cellular component: plasma membrane; cytoplasmic cyclin-dependent protein kinase holoenzyme complex. Gene Ontology annotation, biological process: regulation of canonical Wnt signaling pathway; regulation of cyclin-dependent protein serine/threonine kinase activity.
UGCAUGUCGGCGUAGUUAUGGAGUGACACCCACCGCAGCAGCACAGCGAAAACCCUACCCACAGCUAGGAUGUUGCGCUGACCGUUCUUCUCACAAGAGCGGCGAGAGGGUUUUGUUAAAAUGACCACUCGGUUCCAGUGAAGAGCGUGACGAGGUCGUUUCAUGACGGCGACGUGGUGUUAAUCCGUGGCUCCGGCUUUUGGGGAGUGUGUAGCCGGAGAUUUUUUGUUUUUGGGGUGGGGGGGAUAUUACGGGGCGGGUCGAGCCGAGCCGUGUUCGGUGCGCGCGCUCGGUGGAUUUACUCUAUAUUAUUGAAUAUCAGCCGUCGGUGCGUUACAAAUGGCUUUACAUUACGCACGGCUGAUACCGAGACCGGAUGCAUGUGUGUAGACGAUCAGAGAGAAAGAGAAAGCGAGAGAGACAGUGUCCUUCGAGGUGCUGCUACGCCCCGUCCGUUCCUCCCUGACUCGGGUGGCAUCCCUCCAUCCACCGUCCCAUAAAUCAUUAGAUCCAUCGCUGUGGACGCGGGGACAUUUAUUUUUCCGUUACUCAACCUGCGGACAUCAUCAUCAUGGGGAAUACGACCUCCUGCUGCGUGUCCUCGAGUCCCAAACUGCGGCGAAACGCCCAUUCUCGCCUGGAACCGUACCGACCGGAAGCGGAGCUGAGCCGCGAGGACACGGGCUGCAACCUGCAGCACAUCAGCGACCGCGAGAACAUCGACGAAUUGAACAUGGAGUACAACCCAUCAGAUCACCCGCGUGCCAGCACCAUCUUCCUCAGCAAGUCUCAGACAGACGUUGUACCAUCCAGCAAGAAAGUUCGGGAAAAGAGGAAAAGCCUGUAUGUGAACCACCAACACCCAUCUGGUCCAAUGAGACGCAAGUACAGCUCCUGCUCGACUAUCUUCCUGGAUGACAGCACAGUCAGCCAACCCAACCUCAAAUACACCAUCAAAUGCGUUGCUCUCGCCAUCUACUACCACAUAAAGAACAGAGACGUUGAUGGUCGAACGCUGUUAGACAUAUUUGAUGAGAAGCUUCAUCCGCUCUCGAAGUCCGAGGUUCCAGCGGAUUACGAUAAACACGACCCGGAGCAGAAGCAGAUCUACCGCUUCGUCCGGACACUAUUCAGCGCCGCUCAGCUCACGGCCGAGUGCGCCAUCGUCACACUGGUGUAUUUGGAGAGGUUGUUAACCUACGCUGAGAUUGAUAUCUGUCCUGCUAACUGGAAGAGGAUCGUACUGGGAGCCAUCCUGUUGGCAUCUAAAGUGUGGGACGAUCAGGCUGUGUGGAACGUGGACUACUGUCAGAUCCUCAAAGAUAUCACUGUAGAGGACAUGAACGAGUUGGAGAGGCAGUUUCUGGAGCUGCUGCAGUUUAACAUCAACGUGCCAUCGAGUGUGUAUGCGAAGUACUACUUUGACCUGCGCUCGCUGUCUGAGGCCAACAACCUGAACUUCCCUCUGGAGCCUCUGAGCAGAGACAAGGCCCAGAAACUGGAGGCGAUCUCCCGACUCUGUGAUGAUAAGUAUAAAGACUUGAGGAAAGCAGCCAAGAAGCGGUCAGUGAGUAUGGACAAUCUGACAGUGGUGCGGUGGUCACCUGCUAUCAUCUCAUAACAGUGGUUUGAGGACGCUGAGGAACGAUCCAGCGACAGAGAGAGAGAGACAAAGAAAGAAUAGACUGAGAUUGAGAGAGAAAGACUGUCCACAGCAUCGUCCUCUUCCUCCAUCUGCUCCAGACAAAAGCCCGGCGGAUUCUACCUUCCACACGUGUCUUUGUUGUUCUACUGGCUGCUGUAAAUACAGGACACCGGGACCGGACUCUAAACCCUGAUGGAGUGAGGAGAGAAAGAAAAGCAGCAUCCUGGAAUAGAGUGUGAGGAACGUCUCAUACCAUGGAGGAUUGCAUUCCAGCAACUCUGUGUGUCUUAUACCAUUCACCUUAUUCUAUCUGUUUCUUCUUUUGAUUUGAAGGUCUGUAUCUUCUAGCUCGUCCUCUCCGAAGCACAGGGGCACGUCUGACCUGACCCGAAUUCAUAUAUCUGCCCAAACAUAAGCCAGAAAAUCUACAGCUCUUCCAGCCGCGUCGGGAAAGUUGGUCUAAAUAAAAAUCUUCAGGCAUUGAAGUCGAGCAGGCGUCAGGAACCUGAUGAAAGAGUGAAAGAGAUCACAGUUAGUCUCAGCCUCACAGAAGCUAAGCUGCUAAUCUGUACUUUUCCUUGUUGCUAUGGCGACACCAGACUUGGGGCAUCUUUAAAUAACUCUUAAAGGCCCAAUUAUGUACCUUUAACAUUUAGGUACACUAGAUUCACGUUUCCAAGGGAAAGAUUGGUGAGGAAAAGUGUGCUUUAAUCCUUAAGAGAAAGUUUUUAUAGAAUGUUAUACAGAUUUCUGGCCACGUGCUUUGGAUUGGUUAUCGACACUUUCACUAAGUUCCUGACUGUAUAAAAAAUAUAUAUAUAUUUCUUUGAGAAAGCAAGAUGUCGAAAAGAAUCUGUGGCAAAUCUUGAGGUUAUGACGAAAGAGUGCUAAUAUAUCUAGCUUGCUAGUGAGUCAAGCCAAGGGUUAAGCAAAUACUGAGGUAAAAUGUGGUCUGAACAAUACUUAAUAACACAGAGUCAUUAUUUUGAAUCAUUUCCUUUCAGAAAGAGACCGCAGCCUGCUCAUGCCUCGUAUUGACUCAGAAAUCUGCGAAGUCUUUCGCAUUUCAGUGAAACUUUCUUUUUUUUCCUUUAUAGAGCAUUCAGUAUGAUUAAUAUUAAUUGCUGGAAAUUUCCUCCUCGUUACUAGCGCCCUGUCCCAUUGCUAAUCACACCAGUCCUGUCGUAUUUAUUUUAACAUUUAUUUUAUAAUUCGAUGGAAAAAAAUCUUCAGAAAUUAAUCUUCUAAUGGUCUAAGAAGCAGAUUUCAGUAUCAGUGAGGUGUUUACGAGAGGAUUCCUGUUCACGCUGUAACCAUGCUGCUUGUCUUUACCGAGACGCCAGAGACGGUUUUGUAUUAAAGCAGGAGCUCUACAGGGACGCUCCAACGCCAUCCAGGUCCUAUUUUCAAGGUGGUCUGGUGUUUUUGUUCUCUUAAUUAAUUACAAAAAAAAUCAAUAAAUAAGCCACAGAGAAGGUAUUAUGUAGGAAGGUGGAAACGUAGCACUCUGGUUCUGUCUGUCUGUAGAACCUGAUGAUCUGAUGGCUGAAGAAAUGGACUGACUUAUUUUUAUUUUUUUUUUUUUCUUCUUCUUCUUCUUCUUCUUCUUAAGAAGACAUUCCAUUUCGGUAUCGUUUAAAAGAAAGACAGAAAGGAAAGAUAAAUUGCACAACCUUGGCGCGUAGGUUUUUGUGAGCUCGACCUCAUCCGAUUUAAAGUCCGACCUCGUUUCAGAUUCAAACACCAAGCAAUACAGACGUGGACACUUCUCCUCAAACAGAUGUUUCAUAUCUCUUUUUGUUUUAUUUUCACGAGUGAAGGUUGCAAAAUGAGUUCCUAUUAUUAUUUUUUAUUAUUAUUAUUAUUUUGAGUGCUGAUUUAAAUGUUCUAUUAAAUUGUUCUACAGUUUGCUGUGUUUCCCCGCAACAAGUCAUUUUAUCAUCUCCAAAAAAGUCUAGCCAAGCCUUUAAACUCUUAUCUCUUAACCAUCCACAGAGCAGACAAAACACAUUACUUUUAUUAUUAAUAAGAUCAGCUAGAAACAGUUCUUCCACCAGUGUAGAAGAAGAAGAAGGCCCGGUUCGUCACAUUCUUUUCUUCACAUGUCCUGGCUUAGGAAGUUGUCGUCAGGGUACCGUGUGUACUCGGUGUUAACAGUAAGAUUUGGUUGCUAAGCAACAUGACAGGGCAAAAAGAUAUUUUGUUCUGUGGACAGAAUGGUGGCUGAAACGGUUUAAUGGUUCCAUUUUGGUGGAUUAAUACAGAAUUCAGUCACAGCUGUGUCUGUGGGAAUAUAUUAGCUUUGAUUGGGUCUCAGAGUUUUAGAAAGGAAGUGUAUUUGUUUUAUAGCGGGUUCAUUAAUGAAGCAUUUUUUUUCCCCCUCCAACAUCUGAGAUCCACUGCCUGGUUAUUUCACCCAGUUUGUGACUUUCUUUUGUGGAAACCUGGCUGCAAUUUCUUUAUAAACCAGUUUUUCUAGAGUAUCAUAUAUAAAAAUAUAUUAUUCAGAAAAAAAAUCAGAAAACUACCAAAUCUGGAAAAAAAAAUCAACAGCAA